Messenger RNA from Mustela erminea (ermine), 4312 nucleotides. It is a transcript of the gene AJM1, whose product is annotated as apical junction component 1 homolog. The coding region runs from base 1225 to 4134 and encodes 969 amino acids. Gene Ontology annotation, cellular component: apical junction complex; plasma membrane. The record is from RefSeq and is a predicted model, not a curated record. Gene Ontology annotation, biological process: cell-cell junction organization. The transcript is spliced from 4 exons. Lineage: Eukaryota; Metazoa; Chordata; Mammalia; Carnivora; Mustelidae.
CAGGCCGACGGGAGGUGAACCUGCCCAGGGCCCUGAAUCUAAAGGACCCACAACAGGGCAGAUCCUGCCCAUAGGAGCCAAGGGCAUCCGUGACUCCAGCCUCUGCCAAGUCAGACUGUGUCCCGGCUCAGCAUCGUGUCUGGGAGGGGCUGGGCGGCUAGACGUGGAUGUCACCGUGUGGUUCGGAAGUGGGCCACGUGCAGACCUGUGCAGGGUGGUGACAGCCCUCCACUCACCCAGACACUGGCCCCCAGGGAGCCAAGGAGUGUACCCUUGUCCCGGAGAGUCUGAGCAUGCUGGACACUGGAGGCUGCGGGCCACGCUCCGCCGUGCCCAUCUGGCCCCAGGUACCUGCCAGUUUGGCGCCUCCGGCUCGGCAAAGCAGAGGCCAGCGGGGCUGGGAGCAGCCCAUCUGCUCCUGCAAGGGCUUGGCGGAGGUGUGAAUUCCGGGAGCUGUCAGCAGCCCCAGCCAGAGCCUGGGUCUCCUCCAGGCCCUGCUCCAAGGCCACCAUCGAGCCACCAGCUGCCCGGGUCGGGGGUGGGGGUGGGGUGGGUGGGUAUACGGCUGGAGGGCGGGGCUAGCAGGGCGCUCCUGGGUGCAGCCACCCCGGUUGGACCCGAGGUCUGCACCUCGGACGUGAGGGAGAGCGUGUCACCUGGCACUCAGCACCGACACACAGCUGCUGGGCCCCACGGGUCCCAGGCCCACCGUACGGCCCCUUUAAGUGCAGCCCCGCCGGCCACCAGCGGGGGCAGCACUGAGCGGCCGGCGGCCUCCGCGCCGCUGCCUCGAAGCUUCUGCCGGUGCCGGGGACGCCGCGGAGCGGAGCCGGGAAGGCGGAGCGGGCGCAGGCCUGCGCAGCCCACCGGGCGCGCGCGGCGGGGAAGCAGCGCCCAGGAUGGAAAGGGGUGAGAAGCGGACAGUCCUGUGGACAGGGACGGAACGGGGGAGGGCGCAGGGCUAGGAUGGGACGGACACCGACGCCCCGUGGCCCUGACCCAGAAGAGCAGACCUGCGGGCAGAAAGCCCCUGGCACCCUGGGACACAGAGGGUCGACCUGGCGGCCAGAGAUCCUGCCAGGUGCUCCUGACGCCGGCAUGGAGCAGGAGCCUGCGGCCUCAGCCAAGGCCAGCAGCCAGGACUGCUGCGUCCACUGCACCCCAGGGCUAAAGUCCCCCAAGGCAGAGUAAGCGGCAACCGCCAGCCUGGGGACCUCUUUUAAGAUGACUCGCACGGACCCGCCGGACCUGUUGGUGUCGACCGUGUACCAGGACAUCAAGGUGGCGGCCCCCGGGCCCGCGUCGCGGCACCCGCCAUGUGAGCGCCCGCCUACUGCGCCCGCGCCUUUCAACAAGCGCCACUGCCGCAGCUUUGACUUCCUGGAGGCGCUGGACGGGGCGCCCAUGGAGGCCCGCACAGAGCCGCCGCCCCCAGAGCCUGCGGCGCCGCGCACCCGGCCCCGCGAAGGCGAGUCCCGGCGCCGCGCCCGCUCCAAGAGUGCGCCCCGCGCGCCCCCGGGCCUGGCGCCCGCGCCCGCCUCGCCGCCGGUGCUGCCGCGCCGAGGCCGGGAAGCCCAGCGGACGGCGCGGGCAGAGGCAUCGCCGCACAGGGAGCCUGCGUACCCCGCGCUGCGCGCGCUCGCCAACGAGCUGCACCCCAUCAAGCUGCAGCCGCAACGGGGCGGCCCCGGCCGCAUGGCGCCCCUCUGCGCCACCACCGGCCGCUGCGCGCCCCCGGAGCCGCCCGCCGGGCCCGCGCCCCAUGUCCGCUGCCGCCUGGACAUCAAGCCUGACGACGCAGUGUUGCAGCACACGGCCCGGGGCUCUCGGUCCUGCGGGCCCGCGGAGACCACGCCCUGGGCACGCGUCGCCCCCCAGUUCCACGGCCUCACCGUGCCCGGGCCUCGCCACAUGGGGCUCUCGCGCACGCCCACCCCCAGCGACACGUACUGCGCGGACCCCCGGGCGCUGUACUGUGACGGUCCGCUGCCUGGGCCCCGGGACUACACGGAGCGCCGAAGCCUGCCCUUCGCCACGCCGCCGGGCCCCACCCAAUUCUUCUACACCGAGGAACCCGAGGGCCACCCUGGCGGGUUUCCUGCCAGCCCCGGGCCGCCGUUGGACAGCUACUACGUCAGGCCCUUCCCGUCCGAGGAGCCCCCUGUGCCCAGUCCGAGGCGCAGCGGGGGCUACUAUGCGGGGGAAGUGCGCACCUUCCCGGUCCAGGAACCGCCCUCCCGUUCCUACUAUGCGGAGGCCGCGCGAGUCUACGGCGGCCCCCGCUAUGCUCCCGAGGAGGCCCGGGCUCACCCCCCUCUCCGCCCCUUUUACACAGAGGACUUCGGACGGUACCGCGACCGCGACGCCCUGGCUCGGACUUACCCCCACCCACGCAACAGCGCCGCCUGGGGUGACUGGGGCCUCCGGCCUUACCGCACCCUGCAGGUCGUGCCUCCCCAGGACUCUGGCGCGCUGCUGGCCUCUUGGCACGGCGGCACCGGCACCAGCCCGCCCCGGCUGGUGACUGACAGCCGCCACUACUCUCGCUCCUGGGACAACAUCCUGGCGCCCGGGCCGCGCAGGGAGGACCCCCUGGGCCGCGGCCGCAGCUAUGAGAACCUGCUGGGGCGCGAGGCUCGGGAGCCGCGGGGCACAUCCCCCGAAGGCCGGCGUCCGCCCGUCGUGGUGAACCUGUCCACCUCGCCCAGACGCUAUGCCGCGCUGUCCCUGUCGGAGACGUCACUGUCAGAGAAGGGCCGAGCGGGCGAGGGCCUGGGCCGCAACUGGUACGUGACGCCGGAGAUCACCAUCACCGACAACGACCUGCGCGCCGCCGAGCGUCCGACUGCCAGGGGCUGGGAGCUGCCUGGGGGGCGGCCGCGGCGGUCCCCGCCUGCCGCCCCGGAAGGCCCCACGGGUGGCCGCCAGCGCAGCCUCGAGCAGCUGGACGAGCUCAUCACCGACCUGGUCAUCGACUCUCGGCCCCCCGCCGGCCCGGCCCCCGACCCCGCGGCUGACGGCCUGGGCCGCCACCUGCGCCGCCUGCUGGACUCUCGGCCCGCGGGCCCCGGGGCGCCCGCGCUGGCGCCGCGCUCACCUCCCGCGUCGGCCGGCAGCGCCGAGGAGCCCGCGGGCCAGGGGCAGGCGGCCGACGCGUCCCCGGAGCCCAGCGCCGACGAGGACGACCUGAUGACGUGCUCCAACGCGCGCUGCCGGCGCACGGAGACCAUGUUCAACGCCUGCCUCUACUUCAAGUCGUGCCACAGCUGCUACACCUACUACUGCUCGCGCCUGUGCCGCCGCGAGGACUGGGACGCGCACAAGGCGCGCUGCGUGUACGGCCGCGUGGGCAGCGUGUGCCGCCACGUGCUGCAGUUCUGCCGCGACAGCGGCCCGGUGCACCGCGCCUUCUCGCGCAUCGCGCGCGUCGGCUUCCUGUCGCGCGGCCGCGGCGUGCUCUUCCUGGGCUUCCCGAGCCCGGGCUCCGCAGACAACUUCCUGCGCUUCGGCCUCGAGGGGCUGCUGCUGUCGCCCACCUACCUGUCCCUGCGCGAGCUGGCCACGCACGCGGCGCCCCUGGGCAGCUAUGCGCGCGAGCUGGCGGCCGCCGGGCGCCUCUACGAGCCGGCCGAGUGCUUCCUGCUCAGUGUGUCGGUGGCCGUGGGCCCCGGCGCCGCGCCCCCCGGCGCCUCCGGCCGGCCCGCGCCCGCGCCGCGCAGCCCUGGGCCCACGGUACGCAAGUUCGCCAAGGUGGCGCUGGCCGCCGGCAGCCCCGCGCGCCCGCCCCCGGCCCGGGGUCGCGAGCCCGACAUGGAGACGCUGAUCCUGACUCCGCCGCCCGGCACCGCCGGCCUGGACCAAGAGGGCGAAGCAGGCCGGCGCGCGCGCGAGGUGGCCUUCAUCCACAUCCAACGCGAGCUGCGGCUGCGCGGCGUCUUCCUGCGCCACGAGUUCCCGCGCGUCUACGAGCAGCUCUGCGAGUUCGUCGAGGCCAACCGGCGCUUCACGCCCACCACCAUCUACCCCACGGACCGGCGCACCGGCCGCCCCUUCAUGUGCAUGAUCAUGGCCGCCUCCGAGCCACGCGCGCUGGACUGGGUGGCCAGCGCCAACCUGCUGGACGACAUCAUGUGAGCCUCGGGGUCGCGCCCGGGCUCCGCCCAGCCCGCUCAGGGCCCGCCCCCUCCGACCCCGCCCAGUCCACGUGGGGCCCACCCCCGAGCGGCGCCCCGUCUACUCAGACACCGACCGCCCGGUCCACCCCAAGCCCACCCCGAGCCCCGCGCAGUCCACCGAGGGCCUGUCCCCGAGC